This is a messenger RNA of Lotus japonicus, 952 nucleotides long. RefSeq names its product protein FAR-RED IMPAIRED RESPONSE 1-like. The record is from RefSeq and is a predicted model, not a curated record. The transcript is spliced from 2 exons. Lineage: Eukaryota; Viridiplantae; Streptophyta; Magnoliopsida; Fabales; Fabaceae. Gene Ontology annotation, molecular function: zinc ion binding. Bases 21 to 746 code for a protein of 241 amino acids.
UUGGGUUCAAGAGAACAGCAAUGUGUGUUAUCUACUUUGUGAAGCAUUACCCCUCAACUGGAAGGAAUUGGCAAGUUACUUAUUAUGAACCUACUAGUGAGUUAAAGUGCAGCUGUGAGAGAAUGGAGUCAGUAGGCCUUCCUUGUGAUCACAUUGUUUCUGUGAUGGUGCACAUAGACAUGGUUGAGAUUCCUAAAUCCCUUGUUCUUGGUAGGUGGACUAUUAAUGCUAAGGAAUCUAUUGAGGGCUUUGGAGAAACUGAAAUGAAUGAAUGGGAUCAACUAACAGUCUGUCGAUAUUCUGCAUUGCUUGCAAGUUGUAGAAACCUGUGCAAACUUGCUUGUCGCACAAGUGCACAAUUUCUAGAGACCAAAUCACUUGUAUUUGAGCACUGUAAAAGACUGAGCAGUAAUUCACAGGUUGACGUGACAGCUGGAGAUGGUGCUGCUGACCAUGGUGCAACAGUUGAUGAGGGACAGGGUGAGGAAGGUGAAGAGAGGCACAUUAGGAAUCCUGAUGUUGUCAGAUCUAAGGGAUGUGGGGCCAUUAUCUCUCAACGGUCAAUGAAAGGUAAGCGUACUCUUCGCUGUGGUAUCUGUGGCAAGCCAGGACACAACCGCACAACAUGCACACGUAGAGAUGGCCAAACGUCUACUCAACUAGGAACUCAACAAGGAACUCAAGAGGGAUCUAUUGGUGCUGGUCUCACCCAGAGACUAUUUGAAGAAGAAAAUGAAAAUGUUUGAGACAGAUGUUGAGGAGGUUGUGGAUCCUUUGCUGGUGUGGUUUACGGAGGCUGACGUAGUUUAGUUCCAUGGAACCCUAGUAGUAUGUCUUUUUUAAUUAGAAAGUUUAAUUAGAUUGUGGUGUAUUAGGUACAAAACAAUUUGUGUUACUGUUGGAUUUGUAUUGAGUAAAUGUUGACUUGUGGUGUGUAUUAAGUUUAAUUUGA